Sipha flava (yellow sugarcane aphid) is the source of this 1192-nucleotide messenger RNA. RefSeq names its product neuronal membrane glycoprotein M6-a (gene M6). Bases 305 to 1192 code for a protein of 295 amino acids. The record is from RefSeq and is a predicted model, not a curated record. Gene Ontology annotation, biological process: neuron projection development. Lineage: Eukaryota; Metazoa; Arthropoda; Insecta; Hemiptera; Aphididae. Gene Ontology annotation, cellular component: plasma membrane. The transcript is spliced from 8 exons.
AGUCCAAACAAUUUUUGAUAACAGUAAAAUGUAAAUAGUCAACAGAUAGUUGUUGAACGUUGAUUUCAUUAACAUUACUUGACAUUUAUUAAUUCGCAUAAUAUACUCGCAUUCCGUUUUACAGUUUAUUAAUCGUUCCUAAUUUAAUUCCUCAUUAGUGUUUCAUUAGAAGAUCAUUUUUCUGCGACUGAAGUUAUGAUCUAUUUUGUGUAACUGUUUUUCACAAAGGAGUAUUCAACAUAUUAAAACUUGAGAAUUUCAUAUUAUUUUGACUUAAAAUUUGUUACUAUUUGAAUUAUAAGCAAUGAGCAAAUAUACUUUCCAAAGGCCUGAAAUGGAGAUGCCUUUACAGAAUUCACAUUAUAUUCCUUCCAGGGAAACUCUUGGGCGUUAUUCCGAGUAUUCAUUACAUUCUAGUUACAAAAUAAGAGCUGGUGAUGCUGCAUCUACUAAUUCUGUGGCAUGUACCACAAGAAUACCAUAUGCUACUUUAAUAGCAGCUUUAUUGUGUUUUACUGGUAUUGGUAUAUUUUGUGGUACAAUGUAUCGUGGUGCAACACUAAGUGCAUUAAUGAUGGACCAAGUAUUUCAUUUAUAUAUUGGAUGGCUUGAAACUAUAAAAACAGUUUUAGUAUUGAUUGCUGCAGGAAUGGGAGCUCUUACAUUAAUGAUUAUAUUUGUCGGAUUUCUUGCUACUGGAGCAACACGUCGCCGUAUGUACAAGGCAUGGCGAACUAGAGUUGGUGGUCGUAUAUCUUGUGCAGUUUUUAUGGGCAUAAUUUACAUACUUCAAUUUUUUUGGAUUUUCGUUCUUGGUUUCCUUGUAAUUGCUACAUUUGUUAUGACUGUAUUUUGGAAGAUGUGUUCUAGCACUCAAGUUCAAGAUUAUCAUCAGUGUAUUGAUUUAACACAGUUCCAUUUCCUAUUUCCACAAUCGACUCGUAUUGAUUAUUUAAAGAUUUGUGAAACUCGAGAUAUAAAAUUUUUCUGCAGAGAUUUUGUUGAAAAAUCAGAAUUUAUGUUUGUUAUGGGUACUGUAGGUGUGAUUCUCAUAUUAAUAAGUUUGGUCCACUAUUUGAUGUGUUUAUCAGCUAACUAUGCUCAUAUCAGAGACCAUGAAAAAUUUGAAGAACUCCAAGAGUUGCAACUACUACAAGAUACUGAUUUUGCUACUUCUAAAGAAAGGUUUUAA